AUGCUAUCACAGCCGAAAUCACUGCGCUCUUUUGCGCUCAAGAUAUAUCUCAAAUACCAGCGCAAACGAUGGAUAUCGAAGAACAAUCCCCGCCGACCACCGACUGCUUCUUCGACAGUGAACAAAGCCUUCUUUCACAGACUGCUGGAGUUUCCCAGCGAAAUACUAUCCCAAAUACUGGAAGAUCUACAGGAUGACCUUCUCUUCUGUAUAUCUGGCUUGUGUCGUCGCUUCAACGAAGUGGCACUUCGCAUCUACUUCGACCGCAGGAGCGUACCUGCGGGGGACAUCGCGUCUGGGGAACUCGUCUUGGGGUCCUCAGAAAGCCUCUCCGGAUUCCGACGUGCAUUCUUUGUGAACUCCAUUCGCUCGUUGACGUGUGGCUUCCGUGACUGGUAUGUCAUGGAAGACCUGUGGGAGCUUGAGUGGCUUCUGAAGCGCACCCGAGUUACACGCGACCUCUCGCUCAACUUCCGCCAGAGCAUCUUCCAGGUCGCUGACAACGAUCCCAUCGCUUCCUUCACAACCCACGAUCUACUGAACAGUCUGCGUAAAGUGAUACGCGCUCUAACGAAACGACGCGCCGCGAUCGUUGUCCUGACGGGGAACAAACUGGGCGGGGUGUUCACAUGUUCGCCCGAGGACGUCCUGCGGUGGGAUCUUGAGCGGCGGAACUUCACUCGCAAACGGACGCGUUUCGAGCAGUUCUCCAACCGCGUGAAAGCAGGCCUACGCCUCGAACCUCGUACACCGUACGAGACGCUUCUUCGAAUGUACUUCGAACCCCCAGAAACAAACUCAUCUAUCAAAUACCUCGAAGAGGUGCAGAUCCGGCAUCUCGAUUCACCACGGUUGUGGAGUCUGAUCACUUUCAAUACGAGCUCGAUCGACCACUUGGCUCUGACGGUCAACCUAUCCCCCGAAAUCUGGGGCGCAAUCCUUCCGUCUGUGCAUCUUCCGGCGUUGAGGUACUUCGAAGUGAAUUCGAGUAGCGGGUUCUUCGCUAGUGACGUGGAAGCCUUCGCUAGCAGGCAUAAAACUGUUUCUUUUGUGGUGCUGAAAGCCAUUGUCAUAGCACCCAAUACGCCCCCGAUCACCCCGGAAAUAUUCCCAUCGAUUUCCUGGCUCGCAUCAACUCCAGCGUAUCUGGCGCGUGUCCUCGGCUCCACUGACGCCUUCCCGCACUUGACCGAUAUCUGGAUCGUGCCGUCGAUGGUCUACGAAGGGCCACAUAUCGACACGUCCUCCGCCGUUGAUCCUUUCAACGAAAUAUUCCGUUCUCUGGCCAGACGACACAAUGAGCUGCACGUGGGAUUCGACCCAUUUUCCGUCCCUUCAAUAGACGAACUCGUCCAAUGUCUUACCACCCGCCCUGCUGCAGGCGUAGACGAGGAAGCACAGGGGCUCCAGUCCGUUAUCUCUAUUGCGAUUAGUGAAUAUCGGAAAGAGGCUGUCGAUUAUCUCCCGCGCUGGCUCUCGUUCUUCCCGGCACUGCUCGAUAUCAACUUCUCGGAUAAAUUUAUGGCAUCGUUCGGUCGCGACCGAGAGUUGGUGCAAUACAUCAAUCUAGUACAUCAAGCGUGUCCUUACGCGAAGAUCAAUCCAGAUGGAGUGCGUUGA
Pleurotus ostreatus (oyster mushroom) is the source of this 1620-nucleotide messenger RNA. RefSeq lists its product as uncharacterized. NCBI's taxonomy places the organism in Eukaryota, Fungi, Basidiomycota, Agaricomycetes, Agaricales, Pleurotaceae. Gene Ontology annotation, molecular function: protein binding. The transcript has a single exon. The record is from RefSeq and is a predicted model, not a curated record. The coding region runs from base 1 to 1620 and encodes 539 amino acids.